AUGAGUCCGACUCACCCACUGUCUCCAACGUGUCCAUCUCAGAGCCUCAUAUUCACAACAAAACACCUCAUUAUAGCCCGUCAGGAUUCUGGGACUCUUCAAAUAAGCGAUGUCGAAAAUAUCAACCAAGCAGUAGUUGAAAAGCCACUUUUCAAGGAGAAAUCUCACCAGCAUGUAUGGUCUUACAAACGCUGGUUGAAUGACCACGAGGAACGCUCCUCUGCCGGAAACAUAAAGAAGAAACACCUUGCACUGACUUGGGACCGAUUGAAAAUUACGGGGUCGAAUUCAAAGGCAGUUCUAGGCGCUGAUAUACUUUCCUAUAUCAACCCGCUAGAAUACAUCCGUAGUGCUGGGGGUAAAUCUACGCUCGAAAUUUUGCACGAAGUCACAGGCCAAGUUCUACCUGGAGAAAUGCUUCUUGUACUUGGCCGCCCAGGGUCAGGAUGUGCUUCGUUUCUCAAAGCAGUCACCAACAAACGUGCAAGCUUCAAGGAGGUCAGUGGAGAUGUUUGGUAUGGAAGUAUGAGCCACGAGGGGGCGGACAAAUACCGCGGAGCUGUUCUUUAUAAUAACGAAGAUGAUAUCCACUCGCCUACCUUGACUAUCAAACAAACACUUGCAACAGUUGCUCACAGUCGCGUUGCAAGACAUCAUCGGUCUACCGGGAAAAGGUCUGAGUUUGUCAAAGAGACAUUAGAAGUAGUUCCCAAAGCAUUAGGGAUUUCUCACACUGCCGGAACGUUGGUAGGUAAUGAGUUCAUACGGGGCGUUUCCGGUGGAGAACGCAAACGUGUAUCAUUAGGUGAGAUCCUCGCAGCCAAGGCGUCAAUAAUGUGCUGGGAUAAUGCCACACGUAGCCUUGAUGCGUCUUCCGCGUUGGCCUUCAACGAAAAUCUUCGUCAUCUCGCAGACGAGUCCAACGCCACCAUUUUGACAACUCUUUACCAGGCAGGAAACCGCAUCUACGAUCUCUAUGAUAAUGUCAUGGUUCUCGAUGAAGGAUACCAGAUAUAUUAUGGUCCAAGGUGGGCAGCUCAAGGUUACUUUGAAGCUAUGGGCUUUAUAUGCCCUGCCGGUGCUAAUAUUGCCGAUUUCCUUACCUCUGUAACUGUCCCUACGGAGCGUCAAGUGAGGGAUAGAUUCCACGGUACAGUGCCAACCUCAGCCAAAGAGUUUCACGAAGCCUAUUCUAAGAGCGACAUUGCCGAUAUGAUGGGCAAGAAAAUCAUUCCAGCGACAGAAUUUCACGAAGAGACCAAGCAAAUGCACGCUGCUUACAGAGAAGAGCAGCCAAAACAUAGGAGUCCAAUACAGGGCUCAUACAAAAUAGGUCUCUUUCACCAGACUAUUACGUGUGUCAUCAGGCAAACUCAGAUCUUGUUGGGAGACCCAUACUCUAUGAUCAUGCAGCAACUGUCUUCUCUUAUAUUUGCUCUUAUCUCUGGCAGUUUGUACUAUAAUUUGCCAGAUACGAGUGCUGGUCUUUUUACCCGGUCCGGAGCCUUGUUCUUUCCGAUUGUUGUGUUUAACAUUGUGGGCAUGGCUGAAGUUACCGCUUCAUUCAUGGGAAGGCCAAUCCUGGUCCGACACCGUGACUUCAGUCUCUAUCGACCAACAGCAUUUGUCAUCGCACGAAUGAUCACUGAUAUCCCAUCAAUCGUCGCCCAAGCCACAACUUUUAGUAUAGUCUACUACUUUCUGUGCGGUUUUCAGUCUGAUGCUGGUAAAUUCUUCACCUUCUGGGUCAUGUACAUCAUCCUUGCCCUUGUCUUUACACAAAUGUAUCGAUUCAUCGGCUCCGCAUUUACAGCCUUCGAUAACGCAGCUAAGGUCAGUGGGUUUUGGGUUGUAAUCCUGAUGCUCUAUGCUGGAUAUUUUAUCCCGUAUCAAACCAUGCACGUUCCGCUCUUCUGGCUGGCAUGGCUCAGCCCAGCUUUUUACGCGUAUGAGUCGUACAUGGGCAAUGAGUUUGGCGGGCUAUUCCUUUCGUGCACAGGACAACAGUUAAUCCUCAGCGGCGCUUCGUAUAACAAUACCUCCUAUCAGGUUUGUGCUGUUGCAGGUGUGUCAAACGACGGUUUACAUGUCGUGGGUAGCGAUUACAUCACUCAGUCAUACUCUUUUAAAGUCGACCAUAUCUGGCGUAAUUUCGGAAUUCUGGUCGGCUGGUGGUUUUUCUAUGCUGUUGCCACGGCCAUCGCACUCGAGCGACCCCACCACAACUCAGGCUCCUCGUCUCUAAUCUUCGCGCGCGGCAAGAAGCCAAAAGACGCAUUAAGAAAAUCGGCAGACGAAGAAAACCCAUCCCAGGGUCCGGGAGCGCAGAGCACUGUGCCGCAGUCGAAUGAGCUCUCCCUUGCUCGAAACGAAGCACUCUUCACCUGGGAAAAUCCGUCCUACACAGUUUCAGUCCCUGGUGGCCAUGGCAAACUCCUGAACGAUAUAACCGGAUGGGUGAAGCCUGGAACUCUAGGCGCUCUCAUGGGAAGCUCUGGAGCAGGCAAAACCACUCUUCUCGACGUUCUGGCGCAACGAAAAGAUGCCGGUGUUGUGGAAGGAUCAAUCCUGGUAGAUGGGCGGCCUUUACCUUUCAGCUUCCAGCGCUCGGCUGGCUAUAGUGAACAGAUGGAUGUUCAUGAGAGCACAGCUACCGUCAGGGAGGCCCUAGUUUUAUCAGCCCGUCUUCGUCAGCCGCGCGAUGUUCCUGAUGAGGAUAAAAUCACGUAUGUGAAUAGUAUCAUCAAGUUGCUUGAAAUGGAAGAUAUUGAGGAUGCUUUGAUUGGAGAACCCGGUGCAGGAUUGAGUAUCGAACAACGCAAACGAGUAACAAUAGGUGUAGAGCUUGCUGCAAAACCGAGUAUACUGCUCUUUCUCGAUGAGCCAACAUCAGGACUAGACGGGCAAUCAGCGUUCAACGUUGUGAGAUUCCUCCGCAGACUGACAGCCGCCGGACAAGCGGUGCUUUGUACAAUUCAUCAACCAUCGGCCACUUUUUUUGAAGCGUUUGACACAUUGCUUCUCCUAGCCAAGGGUGGAAAUACUAUCUAUUUCGGAGAAACUGGAACCAAUUCCGAGACACUGUUAAACUAUUUGGCAGUUAAUGGAGCUCCUUGCCCUCCUGACGCCAAUCCGGCAGAGCACAUCAUUAAUGUUGUCUCUGACAAAGCAGAUUCCGGAGACAUAUGGGCCGCAAACUGGCUCCAAUCCCCCGAGCGCACCGAGUGUCUCACUGAGCUCGCCGCCUUAAAAGCAGACGCCUUGAGUCGAGAGUCAACAGUCAAAGACAGCGAGGGUGAUUUUGCAACUUCUUUGAUGACGCAGCUUCGUCUCAUUACCUCAAGGCAGCAGGCAGCACUAUGGAGAAAUCCGGACUACGUGUGGAACAAAAAUUUCCUUCAUGUCUCAUCAGGACUAAUGACCGGCUUCAGCUUCUGGAAACUUGGGAACAAAGUCAGCGAUCUGCAACUGCGUCUUCUCUCUGUAUUUGGUUUCCUGUUUGUAGCGGUAGGAGUCAUAAACCAACUACAGCCCCUCUUCAUCCAUAACCGCAAUAUCUUCGAGGCCCGAGAAAAAAAGGCAAAAAUGUAUAGCUGGCUAGUAUUCAUUGCCUCACAACUGAUCGCCGAAGUACCAUACUUAAUCGUCUGUGGGACCAUGUACUUUUGCACUUGGUACUUCACCGUCGGCCUUCCCAUCAAAGGCAGCACGUCCGGCCAGGUCUUCUUCACCAUGAUCUUGUACGAGUUCCUCUACACCGCAAUCGGCCAAGGCAUAGCCGCCGUCUCGCCUAACUCCUACUUCGCCUCUCUCCUCAACCCUAUCAUCUUAGGCUCCCUUUUCAUAAACUUCUGUGGUGUGCUAGUUCCGUACAACCAGAUAGUGGUGUUCUGGAAGUACUGGCUUUACUGGCUUGACCUCUUUACGUACCUUGUUGGCGGACUACUCACGCAGAUUUUAUUCGACGUGGAUGUCACGUGCGCAAAGAGUGAACUAGCAUCUUUUACGUCGCCUGCAAAUAUGAAUUGUGGAGACUACAUGGCCACGUUCUUUGAGACUGGUGCUGGGUACCUGGUGGAUAACUCGACGUCCAGUUGUACUGCCCAUAUAAAUAUGGCUCGCAGUAUGCAGCGACCAUGA
Molecule: messenger RNA, 4140 nt
Organism: Lachnellula hyalina
Lineage: Eukaryota; Fungi; Ascomycota; Leotiomycetes; Helotiales; Lachnaceae
Gene: abcG9
Product: ABC transporter G family member
Exons: 14
Coding region: 1-4140 (1379 amino acids)
Biological process (GO): transmembrane transport
Cellular component (GO): membrane
Molecular function (GO): ABC-type transporter activity; ATP hydrolysis activity; ATP binding
Source: RefSeq, a predicted model, not a curated record